Dissoconium aciculare CBS 342.82 is the source of this 1080-nucleotide messenger RNA. Its product is annotated as GroES-like protein. NCBI's taxonomy places the organism in Eukaryota, Fungi, Ascomycota, Dothideomycetes, Mycosphaerellales, Dissoconiaceae. Gene Ontology annotation, biological process: alcohol metabolic process. Bases 1 to 1080 code for a protein of 359 amino acids. The transcript has a single exon. Gene Ontology annotation, molecular function: zinc ion binding; alcohol dehydrogenase (NADP+) activity. The record is from RefSeq and is a predicted model, not a curated record.
AUGUCUCAUCGAAGCGAGAUUGGCCAUCCGGCACCAGAUUCGCUGCAUAAGUUGCACACCUACUACUAUUCAUCAAGCACAUCCUCAUACGAGGUCCGCACCGUACAACUCCCACUGCCACCUCGUUCCAUCCUGGUCCGCACAACGCAUUCCGGGAUCUGCUUCACCGACGUUCACGCGAAGCCGAGUGGCUGCGGGCUCGGCCAUGAGGGCAUCGGAAUCGUCUCGGCUGUCGGCAUCGGCGUCGCAUCGGGGCAAUUCAAGCCUGGAGAUCGCGUUGGAUGGGGCUGGCUGAAUUCAUCAUGCGGUCAUUGUACGACCUGCGUGAGCGGGUACAGGCAGUACUGUUCUGACGCGCGAGGCUUUGCGUUCAGUGAUACCGAGCAAGGCGCUUUUGGUGAUGGCCGCAUUGUGGACGCGGAGUUCGCUUAUCAUAUUCCCGAUGGGGUGGCAUCUGAGCAUGCUGCUCCGCUGAUGUGUGCGGGAGCUUCUGUGUACGAGGCAUUGGAUGCUGCGGGUACGCGAAGUCAUCAUCGAGUUGGAGUAGUGGGCUUGGGUGGCCUUGGCCACAUGGCGGUCUUGUUCGCGAGAGCGAUGGGUUGUGGCGUCACGGUAUUCUCGUCGUCGAUGGAGAAGAGCUCCAAAAAGGAGGACGUAUCAAAGUUGGGUGCCCAUGAAAUUGUCGAUUUGAAGCGACUGCAAGCAGAUGACGACCCUAAAAUGGCCAACGAGUUCAAGAAGGUUGAUGUCCUUUUAAUCACUGCAAAUGCAGUCCCGAACCUUGAGAAGCUUCUGCCAUUCCUUGCAAGGCGGGCCACGAUUGUACUCAUGACCAUUCAGCAGGAUACCAUUAGUAUACCAUACAUGGGAUUUGUACUUCCUGGCCAUCGCCUCAUCGCAUCAACAGAAGCAUCGCGCGAGAAUCAUUUACGAAUGCUGGAAUUUGCCGAUCGCCAUCACAUACAACCAUGGAUCGAGACAUUCCCUAUGAACGCGGGGGGGAUAGAUGUGGCAUUUUCCAAGCUGGAGAACGGAGAGAUGCGAUACCGGGGAGUACUCUGCAGAGAUACAGCCGCGUAG